CAGCGGAGCGCUCGCAGUUAGCGUCAGCGGCGAGCAGGUACACAUCGAGCGGCGGAACACGGCGGAGGAGACCGAUUCUGGACCCGAAAACCCACCCGUACAGCGAACACACGGACACGUAGACGAUCCUAAGAUGGUCCUCUGGUGAAGAAGCAUUGAGGAGGAGGAGUCAGCUCCAUCCAGGUGUGGAGGGACCUCAGCCCGUCUGACAGCCCACAUCCAGCUCUUCUUCUGCAGACACCAGAUGGACUGCGGACUCUGAGGGCGCAGCCAGCCAGGACCAAAUCCAGCAGGGGGCCGGAGCAGGACCGGGUCAGGGGGGGAGAGGAGCGGACGAGGGGCUCCACCAUGUCGUCCAACAGGACCCAGAACCCUCACGGACUCAAACAGAUAGGCCUGGACCAGAUCUGGGACGACCUGCGGGCUGGAAUCCAGCAGGUGUACACGAGGCAGAGCAUGGCCAAGUCCCGCUACAUGGARCUCUACACACAUGUAUAUAACUAUUGUACCAGCGUCCACCAGUCCAGCAUUGGCCGAGGAGGCUCCGGACCCCCAGCCAAGCCCUCCAAGAAGUCCACCACCCCGGGCGGUGCUCAGUUUGUGGGCCUGGAGCUCUACAAGCGGCUCAAGGAGUUCCUGAAGAACUACCUUACCAGCCUGCUGAAGGACGGCGAGGACCUGAUGGACGAGUGUGUCCUGAAGUUCUACACCCAGCAGUGGGAGGACUACCGCUUCUCCAGUAAGGUCCUGAACGGGAUCUGUGCCUACCUCAACCGCCACUGGGUCAGACGGGAGUGUGACGAGGGCCGCAAGGGCAUCUACGAGAUUUACUCCCUGGCUCUGGUGACCUGGAGGGAAUGUUUGUUCCGACCCCUCAACAAACAGGUAACGAACGCUGUUCUGAAGCUGAUCGAGAGGGAGAGGAACGGAGAAACCAUCAACACCAGACUGAUCAGCGGGGUCGUCCAGUCUUAUGUGGAGUUGGGUCUGAACGAGGAGGACGCCUUCGCCAAAGGCCCCACGCUGUCCGUCUACAAGGAGUACUUCGAGUGUCAGUUCCUCACCGACACCGAACGCUUCUACACCCGGGAGAGCACCGAGUUCCUGCAGCAGAACCCGGUCACCGAGUACAUGAAGAAGGCGGAGGCCCGUCUCCUGGAGGAGCAGCGCCGCGUCCAGGUUUACCUCCACGAGUCCACGCAGGACGAGCUGGCCAGGAAGUGUGAGCAGGUCCUCAUCGAGAAGCACCUGGAGAUCUUCCACACCGAGUUCCAGAACCUGCUGGAUGCAGACAAGAACGAAGAUCUGGGUCGGAUGUACAACCUGGUGUCUCGGAUCACAGACGGUCUCGGUGAACUGAAGAAACUCCUAGAGACCCACAUCCACAACCAGGGCCUGGCCGCCAUCGAGAAGUGUGGCGAGGCGGCGCUCAAUGACCCCAAAGUUUACGUCCAGACCACCUUGGACGUCCACAAGAAGUACAACGCCUUGGUCAUGUCUGCCUUCAACAACGACGCUGGCUUCGUGGCAGCGCUCGAUAAGGCGUGCGGUCGCUUCAUCAACAACAACGCCGUCACCAGGAUGGCCCAGUCCUCCAGCAAGUCCCCCGAGCUGCUGGCCCGCUACUGCGACUCUCUGCUGAAGAAGAGCUCCAAAAACCCAGAGGAGGCGGAGCUUGAGGACACGCUGAACCAAGUGAUGGUUGUGUUCAAGUACAUCGAGGACAAAGAUGUUUUCCAGAAGUUCUACGCCAAGAUGCUGGCCAAACGUCUGGUCCACCAGAACAGCGCCAGCGAUGACGCCGAGGCCAGCAUGAUCUCCAAACUGAAGCAAGCAUGCGGCUUCGAGUACACGUCCAAACUGCAGAGGAUGUUCCAGGACAUCGGAGUCAGCAAAGACCUGAACGAGCAGUUCAAGAAGCACCUCAGCAACUCAGAACCUCUGGACCUGGACUUCAGCAUCCAGGUUCUGAGCUCCGGGUCCUGGCCCUUCCAGCAGUCCUGCACCUUUGCUCUGCCCUCAGAGUUGGAGCGGAGCUACCAGCGCUUCACGGCGUUCUACGCCAGCAGACACAGCGGCAGGAAGCUCACCUGGCUGUAUCACCUGUCCAAAGGAGAGCUGGUCACCAACUGCUUCAAGAACCGGUACACGCUGCAGGCCUCCACCUUCCAGAUGGCCAUCCUGCUGCAGUACAACACAGAGGACAGCUACACGGUGCAGCAGCUGACCGACAGCACGCAGAUCAAGACUGACAUCCUGGUCCAGGUUCUGCAGAUCCUGUUGAAGUCCAAGCUGCUGGUCCUGGAGGAUGAGAACGCCAACGUGGACGAGGUGGACUUCAAACCCGACACGGUUAUCAAACUCUUCCUGGGAUACAAGAAUAAGAAGCUGAGGGUGAACAUCAACGUCCCCAUGAAGACCGAGCAGAAACAGGAGCAGGAGACCACCCACAAGAACAUCGAGGAGGACCGCAAGCUGCUKAUCCAGGCCGCCAUCGUGAGGAUCAUGAAGAUGAGGAAGGUCCUGAAGCACCAGCAGCUCCUGGCMGAGGUCCUGAACCAGCUGUCGUCCCGCUUCAAGCCCAGAGUCCCCGUCAUCAAG
Messenger RNA from Austrofundulus limnaeus, 2601 nucleotides. Its product is annotated as cullin-1. NCBI's taxonomy places the organism in Eukaryota, Metazoa, Chordata, Actinopteri, Cyprinodontiformes, Rivulidae. Gene Ontology annotation, biological process: ubiquitin-dependent protein catabolic process. The record is from RefSeq and is a predicted model, not a curated record. Gene Ontology annotation, cellular component: cullin-RING ubiquitin ligase complex. Gene Ontology annotation, molecular function: ubiquitin protein ligase binding.